Messenger RNA from Neltuma alba, 767 nucleotides. RefSeq names its product putative glycine-rich cell wall structural protein 1. The record is from RefSeq and is a predicted model, not a curated record. The transcript has a single exon. Lineage: Eukaryota; Viridiplantae; Streptophyta; Magnoliopsida; Fabales; Fabaceae. The coding region runs from base 104 to 559 and encodes 151 amino acids.
AAACUCUCACUCGAUCUUAUUGACUUACUUUGCCAUCAAAACUUCAUCGAUCAUCUUCUUCCUUAUAUAGCUUGCCUUCUCCUUCAUUAUUUCCUCGUUACCAAUGGGUGCUUCUGCAUCCUGGUCUUGCUCUCUGCUCGCUCUGCUUCUUCUCGUGUCUGCUUUCGUAUCAGAAAGCAGGGUUAUUGAGAGGAAGGACUUGAGUCUGGACCUUGGUGGGCUGGGCCUUGGAGUUGGAGCGGGGCUGGGGUUGGGCAUAGGAGGUGGAAGUGGAUCCGGGGCAGGAGCUGGAGCCGGGUCUGGGUCUGGGUCUGGCUCCAGUUCAAGUUCUUCAUCCAGUUCAUCCUCCUCAUCUUCCAGUUAUGGAUCAGGAGCAGGUUCUGAGGCAGGUUCGUAUGCUGGGUCAUACGCAGGUUCUCGAGCUGGGUCUGGGAGAGGACGAGGGCGUGGAGGUGGCGGUGGAGGUGGAGGUGGAGGUGGAGGAGGCGGCGGCGGCGGCUCCGGAUAUGGUCAUGGUGAGGGUUCCGGCUACGGCCACGGUGAAGGUGGGGGUGACUAAAUAAAAUAUGGUGAUGUAGUAGAAUGUUGUAACCGUGGGUGUGAGUUAAAAAAAAAAAUAAAUGGAAAAUGUGUGCUACAAAAAAAUAAAUAUGGUAGAUGGUGAAUUCCGUCACUUUAUCAUUAAUAUAUUUCUAAUGUCAAAAGAAUUUUAGUAUAUCUAUAUAAAUGUAAUAGUAUUUUAUAAAUUGAUCGUACCAGCUUCUAUA